Messenger RNA from Colius striatus (speckled mousebird), 2711 nucleotides. It is a transcript of the gene EPHX1, whose product is annotated as epoxide hydrolase 1. The record is from RefSeq and is a predicted model, not a curated record. Gene Ontology annotation, biological process: epoxide metabolic process. The transcript has 10 exons. Lineage: Eukaryota; Metazoa; Chordata; Aves; Coliiformes; Coliidae. Gene Ontology annotation, molecular function: epoxide hydrolase activity. The coding region runs from base 508 to 1902 and encodes 464 amino acids.
ACCUGGUAGCUGAAAUUGAUACCUGCUUUGACUAGGUCUUGCAUACUUAAAACCAGAUUAAUAUUUUAAUAUAAUUAUGCUGUUGAUAUGACUAGGCUUUUCCAGGACUAAUGUUUUGGGUUAAACCAAGCCACCAAAGUAAAGCAGAGCCAUACAAAGACUUGACUGUAGUUUAAUUUAAAUAUAACAAAACAAUGUACUUAAAUAGCUACCUGCUGUCACUUACAUAAAAAUAAUUGAGCUACUCAGAAGCAGCGGAGUUCCCACAUUUGCCAAGGAGCUCAGAAAAAAACCCAGACUUGAAUAUUGCAUUAGAGUACCCUUUCAGAUGAACAUACAGUGGUGCAUAUUGGAAAAUACUGCGGUGCUAAAUUCCCAAUGACGACUCCAGUUCGAGACUACAGGAGUGACUGUAAAAUUUAGUCGUGCUCUGGAGGCUUCUAGACUGCAUUGGUUUAUAUGCUGAGGCUGGCUGAAAUCAGACAAACUUUUUAAUUCUGGGGCAUUAUGCUGCUCGAAGUAUUCCUGGUUCUGGGGGCAGUCAUCAUCUACUUCUUAUUUUCCAAGAAGAAAGAAGAGCCACUACCCUUCAAAGAGGGAUGGUGGGGCAGGGGACAAAAGCCUGACACUGAAGAAGAUGCAACUGUUUGGCCUUUUAAAGUGGAAACUACAGAAGAAGAGCUGAGUGACUUAUUUAGGAGGCUUGACCAGGCUCGAUUCACUGAGCCACUGGAGAACAGUUGCUUCCAUUAUGGGGUGAACUCGGUGUAUCUCAGGAAGGUUGUCUCCUACUGGAAAAACCAGUUCAAUUGGAAGAAACAAGUUGAAGUCCUCAACAAGUACCCACAAUUCAAAACUAAGAUUCAAGGCAUCGAUAUCCACUUUGUUCACGUGAAGCCUCCUCGUUUGCCUGAAGGCCAGGCUGCAAAGCCAUUAUUAAUGGUUCAUGGUUGGCCUGGUUCCUUUUACGAGUUUUACAAAAUUAUCCCUCUCCUGACGGAUCCUGCAAGCCACGGCCUCGGUGAUGAACAUGUUUUUGAAGUCAUUUGCCCAUCUAUCCCUGGCUAUGGUUUCUCAGAAGCACCUCACAAAGAAGGCUUUAACUCUGUAAGUGCUGCUUCUAUUUUUUAUGAAUUGAUGCUCAGACUGGGAUUCAACGAGUUCUAUGCACAAGGUGGUGACUGGGGCUGGCUCAUCUGCACCAACCUGGCCCAGAUAGCUCCUGACCGUAUGAAAGGUCUCCAUUUAAAUCUCGCCUUUGUUACGAACAUGGGGUUCACUCACCUGCUCUCGGUUCUGCUGGGCCGCUACCUCCCAGGGCUCUUUGGCUUCCGGGAUGAAGAUGUCAGGAGGAUGUUUCCCUUCCUGGAAAAAGGGCUCUACAGGAUCCUGUUGGAGUCUGGCUACUCUCACAUACAGGCUACGAAGCCUGAUACUGCCGGCUGUGGGCUGAAUGAUUCUCCUGUGGGACUGGCUGCAUACAUUUUGGAGAAGUUUUCUACAUGGACUGAUCUGGAAUUCCGCAGUUUAGAGGAUGGAGGACUGGAGAGGAAGUUUAACCUGGAUGAUCUGCUCACCAAUAUCAUGAUCUACUGGGUGUCAGGCUGUAUAGUCUCCUCAAUGCGUUUCUACAAAGAAAACCUUCAAAAGGGGAUAGGCACACAGAAACAUGAAAGGCUCACAGUACAAGUACCUACUGGUGUUGCCUCCUUCCCUAAUGAAAUCAUGCACACACCCCGGGCUUGGGCCCAGAAGAAAUAUACCAACAUAGUCUCCUUCCAUUUCAUGCCUCGAGGUGGCCACUUCGCAGCUUUGGAGGAACCCAAACUUCUUGCUGAAGACAUUCUGCAGUUUGUUGGGAAAGUAGAGAAAGGGCAACUUUGGAGAAAGAAAGGAGAAUAAUUCUCCUAACGUGCAGCAGGGUAAUUACUUACAGCUUAGCACAUGUACAGGCCUCCCUACUGUAAUCCUCCUCUGUAGUAGUCCAUGUAAUCAGAUCUCAUUCUUGACCAGAUGCGAGAGAGGACGGUGAGAAAGAGGCAAUGUCUUUCAGUGAGAUAUGGUCAUGAUUUUGGGUUGGUUUUUCUGCUCCACUAGACUACAAAAGUAGCAUGAAGAUUACUUGGUUACCUUGUCCCCCAAGCACAGUCUUCUGAAAUCUGUUCUGCAGUAUUCCUGAUUCUCGCUUUGAAACCGAAGAAAAUACCUUUCAACUAAUACCAAUGAAACCAAUGAAAAGCUUUUUGUCACAGCAGCAGUAAGACCUGAGUUGGUGCGACGUUCCUCACAUAAAGAAUGGGGAGCAGCCCAGCAAGACCUGACUUGCAGGAGUGCAUGGGUUAAUCAGCAUCCAUCAUCUACAGCACCUUCAAACCAGCCACCUGGAUACUGCUGGCUGCCUUUCUCCUUCAGCCUGGGCUGCUAAACUGCUUCCUGGCUGUGAGGAACCUCAGCUCUCCCACAUCAGGCUGCUGGGACAGCCAGACAUGAGGAGCCACUGACACACCCAGGGGCCUGUAGCUCGGAGCAGGAGCAGGGCUUGGGUAGGAGGAAUUAUGGCCCAAAUUCCCCUCACACUGAAUUUGGUCUCCUAACAAAAAUCAUAACCCUGGCUAGGCUGAGGACUCUGUGGCUUUGUACUGCUUCUGCAGGGUACUGUAAAUACCUCUCACUAAGGAAUAAAAACGUGGUUAAUUCAACAUGAAAAGAAA